Messenger RNA from Fundulus heteroclitus (mummichog), 1040 nucleotides. RefSeq names its product RNA binding motif protein 48 (gene rbm48). Gene Ontology annotation, molecular function: nucleic acid binding. Gene Ontology annotation, cellular component: nucleoplasm. The record is from RefSeq and is a predicted model, not a curated record. NCBI's taxonomy places the organism in Eukaryota, Metazoa, Chordata, Actinopteri, Cyprinodontiformes, Fundulidae.
CAAGGGGUCCCCGCCAUCGGCGUGAUGACGGAGCUGAUCCAGCUGUGCGCACUGUACGGCGUCGUCGAGGAGUACCGUCCCCUGGACGAAUAUCCAGCCGAGGAGUUCACAGAGGUCUAUCUCGUCAAGUUUCAGAAACUAACAAGCGCCAGAGCAGCGAAACGUAACAUGGAUGAGAAGAGUUUCUACGGCGGCGUGCUGCACGUGUGCUAUGUCCCUGAAUACGAGACGGUGGAGGACACCAGGCUGAAGCUGCAGGAUAGAAGGAGUUAUAUAGCGAGAGCAGCUCGUAACAGAGCAAAAGAAAGAGAACAUACAGAAACAACACAAGAGAGUCCUACGUCAUCAGAUGCAGCCACCUCAUUAAGCAAAAUCCUCACCAGACACGAGGGAACAUUUAAAAAGGAAAAUACAAGAGAGGUCUUAAACGUCAGCCACCAUUCUGAGUUUCCUCCCCUGCCCCUGCCACCCCAAGAACAUUAUUCAUUCAGACAGAAAAGUUACCGUCGAAUUGUACCAACAGAGGAUAAAAUGGGGACUUUGCAUAAUGCCUUAUCUCAUCUGGAACAAGAGCAAGUUGAGAGCUUAGGCGCCAACGCAACCACCUCCGGCAGGGACAGAGACACUGAAGGCAGAUUGGGUUCAACUCCUGUUUCUGGAGUCCAAUUUCUUCCGAGGAUCGCUCGCUUGGAGAACAGAAAGCGCAAAAUGGAAGAGUCUGAGGAGCUUGCAGCGUCCGGUUCUGGAAAAAACGAGCCGUUGAUUGGACCUAGAUUACCGGAGCCACCAAAACUGGACAUGGAAGAUGAGUCAUUAAACACAACUGUCAGCCAUAUCAGGAGCACAAUGAAGAAGGUGGGAUCUGUUCCGGACCUUAAGCCAGUCGAGAAGAAGGCAAAAGCGCGUCGCCGGAUAUAAACCGGACCGAUGUCUACCGCUGCUUUGGAAACUGAAUCCGUCUCUUUUCAGAUUGCAUUUAUUUACAUAUUGUAAAUCAAAUAUAAGCAGAUCCUGUAUUAUUAAAGACAGAGUUGAAAGUG